Linum trigynum is the source of this 2598-nucleotide messenger RNA. The record is from the annotation of a GenBank genome assembly. NCBI's taxonomy places the organism in Eukaryota, Viridiplantae, Streptophyta, Magnoliopsida, Malpighiales, Linaceae.
AACUUUCGGUGAUGUGCUCUAAUUGAUUGUGGCACGGUAAUUCUGUGAAGAGUACAGUUACGUAUUUACCGUUAUGGAAAUUGAAUGCAUGGUUUGGCCUUCUGAGUUCUGACCUCUCACGUGAAUUUUGCAUGUAACCCUUCGGCAACACCAAAAACCAGCUCGCGGGCCGCUAGAAACCAUUCGUAAUUCACGUGGGUUUACAUAGGGUCCAAUUCCCCAAAGGCCAUAUCUCAAAAGGCCCAAAGAAAGCCCGUUUGGUUGGCCACUAACUUUCCUUAACAGUAAAUCCCAAUAUAUUACACGCCAAGUCGCCAACUACUUCACAUUCAGUUGGCGGCGGCGGCGGGAGAAAUCAGAAGCAGCGGCAACUCAUCGUCCAUCACCGGCCGCCAGAAUCCCUUCCAUCGCUAGCUCAGCUCUGAAAGAUUCGUUCGAAGGAGGAGUCUCAAGCUUCUCCAUUCUUGGCUUCUUGCCCAGAUUUUUGAGUUCUCAUUGGAGCAAGAUGAGUUCCCUCCAGAUGGCUUCCGGCGUCGCGGUGUCUCAGGCCUUCAAUCCCCGCCAAUUGGCAUUCAAUCCAGAGCGGUUACCAUCUCGAGGAAUCAGAUUCCAAGGGAAAAAAGCAGCAAUCGUCUCGUGUGUCAACGUGGACGUCAAGCCUUCGCCGGAGAUUGCCGCUAAAAAAAUGGAGGGUAAUGGAAGCAAGGAGAUAAUGGAGGCGGAAGCGAAAUUGAUUGUGGGAACUUACGCCAGAGCUCCCCUGGUGCUCGCCAGUGGCAAAGGGUGUAAAUUGUACGAUGUGGAAGGGCGGGAGUACUUGGAUUUGACAUCGGGGAUCGCAGUGAAUGCUUUGGGACACUGCGAUUCCGACUGGCUUAAGGCUGUGAUUGAGCAGGCUAAUCUGUUGACUCAUGUCAGCAAUGUCUACUACUCUGUCCCUCAGGUUGAGCUAGCCAAGCGUCUGGUGGCUAGUUCAUUUGCUGAUCGGGUGUUCUUCUCGAACUCUGGGACUGAAGCCAAUGAGGCUGCGAUUAAGUUUGCAAGGAAGUUCCAGAGGCACUCAAACCCUGAUGCCAAAGAGCCAGCGACUGAAUUCGUCUCUUUCAGUCAUAGUUUCCAUGGCAGGACGAUGGGUGCACUUGCUCUGACGAGCAAGGAACAGUAUAGAACCCCCUUUGAACCUGUCAUGCCUGGUGUUAACUUUGUGGAGUUUGGAGAUAUAGAAGCCUCGAAGAAGUUGAUACAACGAGGCAAGACUGCUGCGGUUUUUGUUGAGCCGGUCCAAGGUGAAGGAGGGAUAUACAGCGCGAGGAAGGAGUUCCUGCAGUUUCUACGUGACGCUUGUGAUGAAGCUGGAGCUCUUCUGGUCUUUGAUGAGGUGCAAUGUGGUUUAGGUAGGACUGGUCAGCUCUGGGCGCACGAACCAUACGGUAUCUUCCCAGACAUAAUGACCCUAGCCAAACCACUGGCAGGUGGACUGCCCAUCGGAGCUGUCCUGCUAACCGAACGAGUCGCCUCAGCCAUCAACUACGGUGACCACGGGAGCACAUUCGCCGGGGGACCUCUCGUCUGCAGCGCUGCCAUUUCCGUCCUGGACAAAAUCUCGAAACCCGGCUUCUUAUCCAGCGUCUCCGAGAAAGGACAGUUCUUCAAGAACCUCUUAACCCAGAAGCUUGGCUCAAACUCCCACGUCAAGGAAAUUCGAGGGCUGGGGCUCAUCAUCGGAAUAGAACUCGAUGUAUCAGCUUCGCCGGUGGUUGAUGCAUGUCGAAACUCGGGCCUCCUGGUGCUGACUGCUGGAAAGGGCAACGUGGUGAGGCUCGUGCCUCCAUUGGUUAUCACUCAGGAGGAACUAAGCCAGGCUGCUGAGAUAUUGGCAAAUGCUUUGCUGGCUCUUGAGUCUUGAUGGACAUGAUUACUAAGUAGCAUGGAUGCAAAUUGACUAAUGUUGUUCUAAUUUUAUAUUUACUUUGGUGGUGGGAUCUGGUUUAAGGUCUUUGGGAAGUAUUAUUGUAAUUUGUGUUAAAUCUAAAUUUGGAGUUAUGAUAAGCUUUGUUUAGAAUAGAGAUGAAUCGGUCUAUACUCUAUAGUCUAUUCGAAUCCUCGUUUCUUCGGUUGGCUAUAAGAUGAGAAGCCUCGAGCGGUACUUCGUUUCCCUCGUGCUUGGUUUGUUAGCUUCGACAGGACAACUUGGCUAGAACUUGUUCGUGAUUUUUGUUUUUUCUUCAUCAGAAACAGGGCAAAACAAGACUACGACACUAUACUAGACCGACACACUGAUGUAGUGAUGUGUAGGCUCUUCUUCCAUCUGAUCUUAUAUCAGAUCCGACAUUAGACUUGCUUGGACAGCUAAUAGAGGUGCAUAAUCUCUUGUCGGCCGGUUAUAGUGGUAAUAAUUGAGGCAAAAUCAAACAAGUUAGCUUCUCAAAGUACAAAUAAUCUGUCUUCAUGUGCCUUCUGUUGGGCCCUGAUAGACCCAAUUAGUAUCCACGAACCAUCUUUUCUUUUCUGCUUGUUUUCAAAAUGUUUCACACGCGAGCUUCAGAAAGAUUGCGACUUUAACCCAAAAGAUUUGUAUAAUAAACGCCUGUGUUUAUC